AGUACGGAUCGUAUUUUCUGUGCGAGUCGGUUUGGGUCACGAGGCGAAUGGCGAAGGAAUGGGGAAAACGUGAAACGCAUGAGAUAAUUCAUAAAAGAGACAAAUUGCGACUGUUGGCAACAUUUCUGGGCUGUUUGAAAGAAGGAUGGCGUCGGGCGAGGAGGAAGUUUCUCGAGCAAGAGAGAAGAACGAGCGACAGCAACAACCGGAGCUUUGCACGACUUACAUUGUGCUACACGCUCAAGACGUCCGGCAACCGAUUGGUCGUCGAGAAGAAAGUCCCCCUCAGCCGCUGGGUGGGGCGCCCACUUGGAGGCGGGAGGAUCCCCAGCCCCCCCAUAUUAAAGGGGAAGAUGAGGAACUCUGCAUCACUCAUGAGGGUCUUCAAAGGCGGGAGGAGGCUGAUCUCAGCAAGUUGCCGCUGACCGGUGUCUCCGUGAAGACAGAAGAGCACGACGACAAACCAGACGCCUGGCAGCUGAUUGAUCCUCAGGAGGAGCAUCCCCAUCAGUCGCAGAGUGGGAGCUCCACUUUGAAGCAGGAGGAUCCACAGCCCCCCCACAUUAAAAAGGAAGAGGAGGAGCCACAGUCCCACAACAUGAAAGAGGAGGAGGAGGAACUCUGGGUCACUCGGGAGGGAGAGCGUUUUCUAGGACGGGAGGAGGCUGAUCUCGCCAAUCUGCCACUGACCGUUAUCACCGUGAAGACCGAAGAUCGUGAAGACCAACCACCCGAGUCCUCACAGCUUCAUCACAGUCCAAGUGAGGAGAACACAGGGGCGGAGCCUCCAAGCAGCAGCUCACCACAGCGCAUGACAACAGAAGCUGAUGGAGACCACUGUGGAGGAUCACCAGCACGCAGCCUCUUAGCUCCGCUAUCAGAUAGUGACGACAUUACGUCACACUCUCCUGAGGAUGAAGAUGGGGACGACACCCGAGAAGCUUUGAGCAGCGAUCCAGACUGUGAAGGUGAUAUGGGGACUGACGACAAACACUCGAAAAAGAAGGCAGGUAGAAACCAUUUUACCUGCUCAGUUUGUGCUAAAAGUUUUUUUUAUAAGAGCUAUUUGACACAACACAUGAGAACACACACGGGAGAAAAACCUUUUAGUUGCACUGUUUGCGCUCAAGGAUUCUCUCAGAAGUCAAAUAUGGUAACGCACAUGAGAACGCACACAGGAGAAAAACCUUUCAGUUGCUCAUUCUGUGGUAAACGCUUCACUAGGACAGUAACUAUGGUCAUUCAUAUGAGAAAACACGCAGGAGACAGACCUUUCAGUUGUGCAGUUUGUGGUGAUGCGUUUUCACAUGCAUCGUCUUUCAAAAAACACAUGAGAACACACGAGGCAGAAAAACCUUUUAGUUGUCCAGACUGUGAUAAAAGCUUCUCGAAAAAAGUAAACAUGGUAUCACACAGGAGGACACACACGGGAGAAAAACCUUUUACUUGCUCAGUUUGUGGUCAAGGAUUUGCUCAGAAGUCAAAUAUGCGCUCGCACAUGAAAACGCACAGAGGGGAAAAACCAUUCAGUUGCUCCGUUUGUGGUCAAGGAUUCUCUCAGAAGUCCAACAGGCUUUCUCACAUGAGAACACAUACUGGAGAAAAACCCUUUAGUUGCCCACACUGUGAUAAAAGCUUCACUAAAAAAGUAGACAUGGUGAAUCAUGUGAGAACACACACAGGAGAAAGACCUUUCAGUUGUGCCAUUUGUGGCGAUGCGUUUUCUCGGGUCUCAUAUUUAAACACACAUAUGAGAAGCCACACAGGAGAAAAACCAUUCAGCUGCUCACAUUGCGAUAAAAGCUUCGCUCAAAAGGCACACCUGCGGUCCCACAUGAGAACACACUCGGGAGAAACCCAUUUUAGUUGUUCAGACUGCGGCCAAAUCUUCACCAAAAAAGUACAUUUAAUAUCCCACAUGAGGACACACGCAGAAGACAAACCCAUUAGCUGCUCAGUGUGUGGCCAUACGUUUGCUCUGACUUCCUCUUUGUACAGACACAUGAGAACACACAGGAUGUCCUCUGUGAAUCGUGGCGAGCGGUCCGGGGUGUUGUCUUCUAUCGACUGAUAUUAUAUGUCGUCCAGGGAGGGCGGAGAGCAGCCAGUGAUUUUCUGAGCAGUGUUGAUAACUCUCUGCACCUCCUCCUGCUCUGGGCAGUUCAGCCUUGAGGUUUUUGAAAUGUACUCUCACUGAAUUUAUGAAAGUGUGUACAAUUAAUUAGAUUUUUUUGAAUGACAUAUUUAACAGCUGUCGGUGUCUCUUCCUUUGUGUAUGUGUUGAUCAACUGUCAAAGUUCUUGAGCAGUGAAAUCUUGCAGUACGUCAUUCCAGGUAACUGUGACACAGUGACGUCAUUCAAGCCAAAAUGUAAUUUCAUCUUACAUCAGUUGAGGAUACUGUAGCAUGUCAGAGACUUUCCUUUUCGCUUUUUGGCACCUAAUGAGCCAGGGGUGUCAAACUCGUGCCGUGGACGGCCGAGACACUGCAGGUCACUGAAGCGGGUGAUUUUAACCAUCAACACUUGCUUGAAUGUAAGGGAAGGAGCUCAUGAGUAGUCAUUGUUUGUUGAAGUCUAACAUUGGAUAUCUUUUAACUUGUACAUCCUAGCAAUGGUAAGAAAUUUGAAUCCGUUGCCGUUGUUGUGGGAAAAAAAAUGGUUUCUUGGGAAAAGAGUGCCUGAAAUAAAGAAUUAAUUUCUUUUGCAAAAGAGGCCAGACAUCAAAGAGAAACAGAGCGUGCACAGCAUACAUGUUGUAUUUCAUCCUUUCAUUUACAGGGAUGGCAGAAACGGAACAUUGAAACGGUAGACUCAUUCGGAACAAUUGAUUCAGAAAAGGAGUCGAUUUUUUGGAACGUGGCAACAUCUCCCCACAGCGACACCUGGUGGCCAAUUGUAAAAUACCACAUCAAGCAAGCAUGCAUGGUUAUUGGUGACAGCGUUGGCCAUUUACACUUGCUCUUUGGUCUCAGUGUGUCUGGAUUUCAACAUUGUUUUCAAUGUAUGCCUGGAUGGAAGGAUGUAUUUGGGGUCACGUUUCUUGACAAAAAUUGACAAAGACAGCAUUAAGCAAACGGCUAAUUGACCAUAGCCGCAACCACGGUCGGCGUGACCCAUUGAAUGGCCCUAUUUUUCGAAACGGCCCUGUCAAGAAAGUUGAUAUCACGGCCGAACAGGUGGCCUAAAGACGUAGUAUUAAGAUAACCUUUUGUUUGUUAGUUUCUCCUAUUUCCUGGUGCUUUAUGUUAUGUUACUUUUUCCCCUUUUUUUCACCUCAUAUUUGGUGUCAAAUGCUGAUACUGCAUGGGAAUCCAUAAAGGUAAGUUUGGAUGACUUAAUGAGUGCUAAUGUGCACAUUUGUCUCCAGUUAAUUCAUGCUAGUGCUCUGCCUUUUAGCACACAUGUCAAACAGCCAUGUAAUAAUCUCUCUGGAAAAGAAACCCCAGGCUUGUACUGGUGGACAGUGGGCCUGCAUUCCUUUUGUGCCUUUAAUUUGAUGUUGUUCGUGUCUUAGUUUUACACAUCAUAAAUAAGAUUCAUGAGAUGGCUAUCAGGUACGAACUCCCCCCUGGUCCGCGGGAGAUUUGUGGGAACACAUGCCGGUCCGUGGGUCGAAAAAGGUUGGGGACCACUGAUUUAGACAACAACAACAAAAUCGAAGGAGCCGGGUCUUUUAGUGAGCUGAGUCAAAAGAAGCACCUCUCUAUAAAGAGCCGAAAAUUCCAUCGAUGCUUGAUGUCGACAAGUUCCAUCACAAAAUGCUUUCAAGGAAUUGAUUUCAAGGAAUGUCUGUAAAAUGACUUUGUGAAGUGCAGUCAUUGAACCCCUGUUCUGUUUUUGAAAUUAUAUAUUUUUUAGGACAUAUUUAACAG
Dunckerocampus dactyliophorus (ringed pipefish) is the source of this 3873-nucleotide messenger RNA. RefSeq names its product gastrula zinc finger protein XlCGF57.1-like. Bases 146 to 2071 code for a protein of 641 amino acids. NCBI's taxonomy places the organism in Eukaryota, Metazoa, Chordata, Actinopteri, Syngnathiformes, Syngnathidae. The transcript has 3 exons. The record is from RefSeq and is a predicted model, not a curated record.